Loa loa (African eye worm) is the source of this 411-nucleotide messenger RNA. RefSeq lists its product as hypothetical. The coding region runs from base 1 to 411 and encodes 136 amino acids. The transcript has 5 exons. The record is from RefSeq and is a predicted model, not a curated record. NCBI's taxonomy places the organism in Eukaryota, Metazoa, Nematoda, Chromadorea, Rhabditida, Onchocercidae.
AUGAAAGAUCCCAUUGCGUCUGGAUUUAAGUUCAUGCUGGAUGUUUGCAGUGAGCAUGGUUUUUCGAAAGAUAUGUUCUUGUUUCCCUUAGCAGGUCUGAAGACUCAUUGCAGUCCUUUGAUGGAUCAUGCGGUAACUGAAGAGAGUGCAACGACUCAAUGGUCGAGCAUGCAAGAGAACGGUCGAUCCUUCGCUUCCCUGGAAUUGCAUAAUGUCACUUCAUCAUGGCUUACUAGUUUGCUUGUUCAAUAUGGCCAACUUAUUGCUGACACCCCCACUCUAACAAAAGGAACAUUCGAACGAAAAUCUGUUCCUAGUUCACAACUUUCCUUUGGGGGAGAAAAUAAUGUUUCAAUAAAUUCAACUCAUAUCAGUUCAUUCGGAGGAUUAAAAAAUAUAAUCAAACUAUGA